Cuscuta europaea is the source of this 2483-nucleotide messenger RNA. The record is from the annotation of a GenBank genome assembly. NCBI's taxonomy places the organism in Eukaryota, Viridiplantae, Streptophyta, Magnoliopsida, Solanales, Convolvulaceae.
ACAUGAUAGUACGGGAAUCCACUGAAACUUCUCACUCCAAUAUAAUUCGUGGUUCAAGACUGUGUACUCUGCAUUUGAUUUCUGACUGCAUUGCUUUUGCUGCUAUCUCCCAUUUCUGAGAAAAAUCAUGCCCCGCUUCUCACUCCAAGGUUUCUAGAUUGUUAUGGAUCAUCAUCAUGGAAAGUUGCCUUCCUACUACUAUAUAAAGAGACUAGGAUUGGAGCAUGAGAGCGAGGAUGUGCUUUCACAACAACUUCCUGACCAAGCCCUUUCAACAAAAUCGGCUCAUAUGAUCAAUUACCUUAACAAGAUACUACUGGAGGAGGACGAUGACGAGAAUAGUGAUGACUUGUUGCUCGGUGAUCCUGCUGCGUUGAGAGCUGCUGAGGAUUAUUUCUAUGAAGCCUUGGGUGAGAACCUCUCACUUGACAGCAGUGUAGGAAGCCAAGUUGGGACCUCAAGUUCUGAUAUUGAUGCCUAUAAUUCAUCAAGUCAGACUAACUUGGAUGGGUUAAAUGGUUCUUUAUAUAGCUUUGAUAGGGCUAAUUUGCUUCCAAAUAUACAUUUUGAUGAUGAAGCCACCUCCAUAUUCCAAUUCCAUAGUGGUGUGGGGGAAGCUAAAAGAUUCUUUCCUUCCAUUAAUCCGAUGGUCAUCCAUUUCGGCCAUAAAUGCCCAUUGGAACUAGAGACCGAGGAACUGAACAGUGGCAGUGCUUUGAGGGUAGAGAAGGAUCAUUCUGCUGAUUCGUGCAGAGGAAGGAAGCACUACCGUGCAAGUGAAAGUGGGCUAGAAGAAGAAAAAGAGGAGGAAAGGAGCAGGAAGCAGAGUGCAAUUUAUGAGGAGGACUUAACAGAGGCGUUUGAUAAGGUUUUUCUGUGUGCAGAUGAUGAUGAUGUUGAUUUUCCGUCUGCAGCUGGAAAGCAACAGCAGAAAGGUCGAAAUGGGCGCAAGAGCCAUUCAAAUAAACAUCGAGCAGAUGGUCGUGAAAUUGUUGAUCUCCAGCCCGAUUUGAUCAGCUGCGCAAAAUUGGUUGCUGAUGCAAAUUAUAGAGCUGCUUUAGAAAAACUAGAGAAGAUUAGGCAUUACUCUUCGCCUACCGGGGAUGCAAAUCAAAGGCUGGCACAUGCAUUUGCUGAUGGUCUUGAGGCACUGCUAGCUAGAACUGGGCUGCAACUUAAUGCUUCAUCAUCGCUUUGCAAGACGAAUAACUUUCCAAGUUAUGCUUCCGAAUUGCAAAAAUCCCGCCUGUCAUCAUCUAUGCCAUUUAUGAGGAUAUUUAUCUUCUUUGCAAAUAAGAUGAUUUAUGAUGUAGCAUCAAGAGCCACAUCACUCCACGUUAUAGAUUUCGGCAUUCUUCAUGGUAUUCAAUGGCCCACUCUUAUUCGGGAUCUUUCACAAAGACACGGUGGCCCUCCAAAACUUCGAAUAACUGGGAUCGAGCUUCCCCAACCUGGUUUUCGUCCAUCACAAACAGUAGUAGAGACUGGUUGUCGCUUGGCAAGAUAUUGCAAGCGUUUUGGUGUACCAUUCGAGUACAAUGCCAUAACAGCAAAGAAUUGGGAGGCACUUAAGAUUGUUGAUUUAAAGCUCAAGCGGGGUGAGGUGGUUGCUGUUAAUUGUAAUGGUCGAUUGACAGACCUACCAGACGAAACAUCAUCCGGUGCUGACAUCCCCAGGGAUAGUGUUCUAAACUUAAUCCGGGAAGUAAACCCUCAUAUUUUUGUUUACAUUACGCUUAGUGCAUCUCACAACUCUCCUUUCUUUGUCAAUCGGUUCAAGUCGGCUCUAUUCUUCUACUCUAGUGUCUUUGAUAUGUUUGAAGCUAUUUUCCCACCCCAUGACGGUCAAAGGCUGCACUUUGAACAAGCAGUUAUGCGGCCUGUCAUAGCAAAUAUCAUAGCAUGCGAGGGCAUGGAAAGGUUUGAGAGGCCUGAAACAUAUAAGCAAUGGCAAUGUCGCACUAUGAGGGCUGGGUUCAAGCCUCUUCCUCCGAGCCCUAAUAUUGUGGAGAAGUUGAGAGCUAAGGCGAGGGAAGCAGGUCACAAAGACUUUCUGUUUGCUGAAGACGGCCAUUGGGUGCUACUGGGGUGGAAAGGUCGGGUUCUUGCCUGCAGCUCUGCCUGGGUAACUCACAACCACUGAUGGAUUGUACAUUUGUAGCAUAUAUCGCUCUGUUGAAUUUUGAUUUCGUAAUAUCUCCUAGAGUUGAGAUUGGGGAACGACGGUCGCUUUCAGUGGCAUGUCCUAGAAAGUCGUCCGUGAAACCAGAAUCAUCUGAUUGGUAAAAGGUAUCUGAAGCGUCCGAGUAAGCCUGAACAAGCAGGUGCCACUCUACUGGAGUUGGAGACCUUUGUUUAUCUGAGUAUGCUUCUCGAAUUUGGGAUUCAAAAAUAGUAGUGUAUUUAUGCGUGAAUAUUCCGUGUAUUUAUGGGCAGACACCCCUCACCUAUAAGGGGCUUCUCCACGACAGAACUCUUCAAUU